UAUAUCGAUCACACCAUACAUGUCAUAUAUGUACGGACCGGUACUCACUCAAUGCCCCGAGCUACCCAUCCACCUCACAGUCUAGAGUCUCGCGCUUCCGCAAGAGCUGAUGCCCUUCUCUGCCGCGCUCGCGAGCACGAGACAUCGCCAUGUCGAGCGAGCUCUCCCCCCGCUCGUCGCCUUCGCUGUUCGCCGCCUCCCCUCCCGUUGACAUCGCGCGGAGAGACGAUCACUACCAUGAAGCCUCGACGCCGCUUCGGGGCCAGGCCACCGAGACGAGCAGCGGCGGCGGCGUGAAGCUCCGGCGGCGGUGGCAGCGCGGGCGGCGGCAGCUGGGGCGCGCGCUCGGGGCGUGGGCGCUGGACCCGCGCGCCCGGUGGGUCCGGGAGUGGGACCGGGCCUACCUGGUGGCGUGCGCGGCGGGGCUGGUGGUGGACCCGCUGUUCCUGUACGCGGUCUCCGUGAGCGGGACGCUCAUGUGCGUCUUCCUCGACGCCUGGCUCGCGGCGGCGGUCACCGCGCUCCGCUGCGCCGUCGACGCCAUGCACGCUUGGAACUUCCUCACGCAGCUCCGCCUCGCCCGCGCGGCCUCGGCGCCGAAGAGCGGCGGCACCGGGACCGGGGUCGCGGACGAGGAGCAGGCCGACGCGGCGGAUCAGCUUCUAGACGGCGCCGCUGCCGCGGGCAGCAAUAACAACCGGAUGCCGCCGCCGUACGCCAGGAGGUCCAGGAAAGGGAUGGCACUCGACUUCUUCGUCCUCCUCCCCGUGAUGCAGGUGGUGGUGUGGGUGGCUGCGCCGGCGAUGAUCCGGGCGGGGUCGACGACGGCGGUGAUGACGGUGCUGCUGGUGGCGUUCCUGCUGGAGUACCUCCCCAAGAUCUACCACUCCGUCUCCUUCCUCCGGCGGAUGCAGAACCAGUCGGGCCACAUCUUCGGCACCAUCUGGUGGGGCAUCGUCCUCAACCUCAUGGCCUACUUCGUCGCCGCCCAUGCUGUGGGCGCGUGCUGGUACCUGCUCGGGGUGCAGAGGGCGACCAAGUGCCUCAAGGAGCAGUGCUUCCUUCUCCAGUCCGGGUGCUCGUCGUCCGGGGCGGCCGUGGCGUGCGCCAACCCGCUCUACUACGGCGCAGCGAAGUCCGUCGUCAGCGCCGGCGGCGACAGGCUCGCCUGGGCCAACGACGGCAGGGCCAGGAACACGUGCCUCGGCGGCAGCGGCGAGAACUACCAGUACGGCGCCUACAAGUGGACCGUCAUGCUGGUGGCCAACACCAGCCGCCUCGAGAAGAUGCUGCUCCCCAUCUUCUGGGGUCUCAUGACGCUCAGCACGUUCGGGAACCUGGAGAGCACGACGGAGUGGCUGGAGAUCGUGUUCAACAUCGUGACCAUCACGGGCGGGCUGAUCCUGGUGACCAUGCUGAUCGGCAACAUCAAGGUGUUCCUGAACGCUACCACGUCCAAGAAGCAGGCCAUGCACACGCGGCUGCGGAGCGUCGAGUGGUGGAUGAAGCGCAAGAACCUGCCGCAGGAGUACCGGCACCGGGUCCGGCAGUUCGAGCGGCAGCGGUGGGCGGCCACACGGGGCGUCGACGAGUGCCAGAUCGUGCGCGACCUCCCCGAGUCCCUCCGCCGCGACAUCAAGUACCACCUCUGCCUCGACCUCGUCCGCCAGGUCCCCUUCUUCCAGCACAUGGACGACCUCGUCCUCGAGAACAUGUGCGACCGCGUCAAGUCCCUCAUCUUCCCCAAAGGCGAAACCAUUGUGAGGGAAGGGGAUCCGGUGCAGAGGAUGCUGUUCAUAGUGCGGGGGCACCUGGAGUGCAGCCAGGCGCUGAGGAACGGGGCGACGAGCAGCUGCACGCUGGGGCCGGGCAACUUCAGCGGGGACGAGCUGCUGUCGUGGUGCCUGAGGAGGCCGUUCAUGGAGCGGCUGCCGGCGUCGUCGUCGACGCUGGUGACCAUGGAGAGCACGGAGGUGUUCGGGCUGGACGCCGCCGACGUCAAGUACGUCACGCGCCACUUCCGGUACACCUUCACCAACGAAAAGGUGCGCCGCAGCGCGCGGUACUACUCGCCCGGGUGGCGCACCUGGGCGGCCGUGGCCGUGCAGCUCGCGUGGAGGCGGUACAAGCACCGCAAGACGCUGGCGUCGCUGUCUUUUAUCAGGCCCCGCCGGCCCCUGUCGAGGUGCUCGUCCAUGGGGGAGGAGAAGCUCCGGCUCUACACCGCCAUCCUCGCCUCGCCCAAGCCCAACCAGGACGACGAUUUCUAGUUGUAGGCUUCCUAGCUAGCUAGCUAGCCCAUGGGUGCACAGGAGACGGCCCAUACCCUGCAUGCUGCUGCUGGGCUUUUGUUCUACCGGGGAGAAGGGUUGCAGGCUUGCAGCCUUGCAGGAACCUAGCGAUGGAUGUAAAGCUGUGGAUCUCGAGUACUCCUACAUAAAUCCGCAAAACGAUGAACAUCGUAGCACAUGGGGAUAUGCUAAAUCCUUAGUCAUUUCAGAAAUGUCGAUGUCAAAAUUGUAUACCGGCUUAAUACGCAUCACAAAUCGUCGUAGUAUUAUGCACAGCUAUAUCUAUCUGUUAAUUGUUAGUUAGUGCUUGUGAUUAUUUCUCUAAA
Brachypodium distachyon (stiff brome) is the source of this 2617-nucleotide messenger RNA. RefSeq names its product cyclic nucleotide-gated ion channel 4. Gene Ontology annotation, molecular function: monoatomic ion channel activity. The record is from RefSeq and is a predicted model, not a curated record. Gene Ontology annotation, cellular component: membrane. Gene Ontology annotation, biological process: monoatomic ion transport; transmembrane transport. The coding region runs from base 150 to 2270 and encodes 706 amino acids. The transcript is spliced from 5 exons. NCBI's taxonomy places the organism in Eukaryota, Viridiplantae, Streptophyta, Magnoliopsida, Poales, Poaceae.